Molecule: messenger RNA, 687 nt
Organism: Cajanus cajan (pigeon pea)
Lineage: Eukaryota; Viridiplantae; Streptophyta; Magnoliopsida; Fabales; Fabaceae
Source: RefSeq, a predicted model, not a curated record
AUGACCAACAACCCCAUGAUGUCCCUCUCUCAUUCCCCCUCCGACUCCGAUUCCACCGCGCCCUUCCAACGCCAGCCACCAUCACCACCACCACCCGCGAACCCUUCCUCCGCCGCAACCUCAUCCGGAAAGAAGCCACGUGGCAGGCCCCCGGGCUCCAAAAACAAGCCCAAGCCCAAGCCCAACAGCGUCCUAGUACCCGAGGCCGCCGGUGUUGACCAGUCCUUCGUCAUCAUCGACGUGCCCCAGGGCGAGGACAUCAUGGGGUACAUUGUCGAUUUGGCUUGUCGCGAAAACCUGAGCGUGACGGUCGUCAACGGGAGCGGCAACAUCGCCAGCGUCACCCUCCGCCACGCAACGCAUGGCUCAGCCGCUUCCACGCUGCAUGGGCCCUUCUCCCUCGUCUCAUUCUCUGGCACCUUUCUUUACAACAACCAUUACACCCUUCCCGCUGGGGCCACCCCUCCCCCGUGCAUAACGUUCGGAAUCAGCCUCUGCGACUCCGAGGGCCACGUCUUUGGCGGUGCCGUCGGCGGCAAAGUCGUCACCGGAGAUAUCGUCAGCCUCACCGCCUCCACCUUCAGGAAUCCCAAGAUUUACAAGUAUGAUCUAGAAGAGGAUUACAACAGUGACAAUGAUAACAGUGAUAAUAAUCUGACUGAAAAAGUCGAUAAGAUGACCUUAUAA